AUGGAGAGUAGCCGAUGGAUUGCAGCAGUAGCAAGUAUUUGGAUUCAGUGCAGUUGUGGUGCUUCGUACGCUUUCGGCAUAUAUUCUCCACUCCUAAAAUCCAGCCAAAAUUACGAUCAAUCCACUCUUGACUUGAUUUCAGUCUUCAAAGACAUCGGGGCAAACGCCGGAAUUCUUUCCGGGAUCCUUUAUACCUCCACUGCCAACAAUCGCCGCCACCAGUCCAACUCGUGUUUAUAUGGCCCCUGGGUGGUCCAUGCGGCCGGUGCAAUCCAGUGCUUUAUUGGGUACUACUUCAUUUGGCUUGCCAUCAUCGGAGCGAUUCCCCGUCAGGAGGUUCCGGUGAUGUGUCUUUUCAUGUUCCUGGCUGCGCAUGCCCAGACGUUUUUCAAUACGGCUAAUGUUGUUACGGCGGUUCAGAACUUUCCGGAGUACAGCGGCACCAUUGUCGGCAUCAUGAAGGGUUUUCUUGGUCUAAGUGGAGCAGUACUGAUACAAGUGUAUCAGACAUUAUUCCAAGGGAAGCCAAGCACUUUCUUGUUGCUUCUGGCUCUUUUACCACCCAUUCUCUCUAUUGUUCUUAUGUGGUUCGUGAGAGUCUAUCAGGUACCUAAUAGAGAUGAGAAGGAGAAGAAAUAUUUGAAUGGUUUCUCGCUAAUUUCUAUGGUAGUCGCAGCAUAUCUUAUGUUCUUAAUAAUCUUGAAAAACACCGUCAGUUUGUCACCAUGGGCGCACGCUCUCUCUCUGGUAGUUCUACUUGUUCUACUGUCUUCACCAAUUACGAUUGCAGUCAAAGCACACGAGGAGGAUUUACUGAGAUCAUCACAAACCUUAUCCAGUUUAAACACCCCACUAAUAAAAGGACCUAAUUCGUUUAACUCAGAGAAGUCUGCAGUAGAGAAUCCAAGAGACUGUCCCAAUGUUCCGACUAACGAGCAUCAGAAGCCCAAUUCUGAGGAUACUCUACAUGUUGAAGAAUUGAAUCUUUUUCAAGCCAUGCGAACCAUGAACUUCUGGUUGUUGUUUGUUGCGAUGCUAUGUGGAAUGGGCUCAGGAUUGGCCACAAUAAACAAUAUCAGCCAAAUAGGAGAAUCACUCGGUUACACAUCAGUCCAGAGAAGUACAUUGGUUUCUCUAUGGAGCAUAUGGAAUUUUCUGGGGCGUUUUGGAGCUGGAUAUGUUUCUGAUACAUUGAUGCAUAGACUAGGUUGGGCAAGGCCAUUGUUUAUGACUUUGACACUAGCAACCAUGGCUGGAGGCCAUUUAAUUAUCGGUUCUGGUUUUCCUGGAAAUUUGUACGUGGGUUCGGUUUUAGUUGGUGUUUGUUACGGUUCACAAUGGUCAUUGAUGCCCACCAUCACGUCUGAGAUAUUUGGCGUGCCACAUAUGGGUACAAUAUUUAACACCAUUGCCGUAGCUAGUCCUGUUGGAUCUUCCAUACUUUCUGUAAGAGUGAUUGGUUAUAUCUACGACAAAGAAGCAUCAAGCGAAGGGAAUUCAUGUAGUGGCACCCACUGUUUCAUGUUAUCAUUUUUCAUAUUGGCGUCUGUUAGUCUUUUCGGGUUUCUAGUUGCUUUGGUCUUGUUUAUAAAGACAAGAGGGCUCUACAGGAUUCUAAUUUUAAGACGACUACGGAAUUCUGCAAGAAGGACUUCUAUGUAUAUAGUCGGCCGCUAA
This is a messenger RNA of Fraxinus pennsylvanica, 1677 nucleotides long. The record is from the annotation of a GenBank genome assembly. NCBI's taxonomy places the organism in Eukaryota, Viridiplantae, Streptophyta, Magnoliopsida, Lamiales, Oleaceae.